CUGCUAGAUCUAGUUCCAACUAAAAAGUUAUUAAAAAUGGGUUGUGUUUGUGGCAGAGAAUCCCUUACUGUAGAAAACCGGAAAUUUUUUAUAAAACAGCGACUUGGUGAAGGAGGCUUUAGCUUUGUGGACUUGGUUGAGGAUUCACAGACACACAAAGCCUAUGCACUUAAAAGGAUUUUGUGUCACUCAAAGGAAGAGGAACACAUUGCUUUACAAGAAAUACAGAUUAUGAGAGAGAUCAGCCACCCAAACAUAAUUCCAUUAGAGUGUUACAGUAUAAACAAAGUUGAUGUUCACACAAAAAGUGUGGAUAUUACUUGUGAAGUGUUUUUAGUAAUUCCAUUAUAUCGAAAAGGAACUUUGCAAAAUAGAAUUGAGACAUUGAAACUUAAAGGAGAACAUUUAGGGGAGGAAACUAUUUGGAAACUUAUGUUAGGAAUUUGUCAGGGAAUCAAGGCAAUGCAUGACCACAAUCCUCCUUAUGCACACAGAGACAUAAAGCCAGACAAUGUGAUGACACAAGAAGAUGGAACACCUGUUGUGAUGGACCUUGGUUCAGCAGCACCAGCUCGCCUGUUUAUUAAAACUGCCAGGGAUGCUUCUUCAUUGCAGGACCUAGCAGCAGAACGCUGUUCCAUGCUUUAUCGUGCUCCAGAAUUGUUUACAGUAGAAACGAAUACUUCCCUAGAUGAGCGGACUGACAUAUGGUCCUUAGGGUGUGUUUUAUAUGCCUUGGCCUAUUUGGAAUCACCCUUUGAAAGUGCUUAUCAACAUGGAGACAGUCUAGCUUUAGCAACUAUGGCUGGCAAAAUAACAUUUCCUGACAAUACUCAGGGUUAUUCAAAUAGCAUUCCUGAAACAAUUUUGUGGAUGUUGAAACCAAAACAAACUGAAAGACCAUACAUUGAUCAAGUGAUUGAAAAAAUACAUGAUAUAAAACAUGUAUAUGAAAAUCGUGUAUGACCCACUUUACUGUUGUGAAAUUGCUUGUAUAACAGUUUUCUUAUAAAUGUUAUUAAUAGAUUUGUUAUUAAUCUUACAUCAGCCUUACAGUUUGUGUUCUGCUAAACAGUGUAAAGAGAUGAAAGCAAAGUAUGAGCCAUGAAAAAUGUCUUGUGAUCACCUGUCCUUAACCCUUUACUUUCCAGGCAUUAAAUACAUUUUUACUUCCCAUAUGGCCAAAAUGUCAAAGCAAUUUCAACCAUGAUACUUUUUUAAAAACAAAACUAUUUAAUAAUAUUUAAAUACAUAAAAAAAAAAGAAAAUUAAGCAUAGUGCAAGAAAAUGGACUGGUUUUAUAAUGUUUUUUCUAAAUAGCCUAACGAUUUACAAGUAAUAAAUAGAAAAAAUAAUUAAAUGAAAACAGUUCACUGUUAAUUACAUUAUAAACAAAACCCCAUUCAUUUUCAGAGGCAUUUCAAUAAUAUAUAGAAAAUUGACAACUUAUUAGCUAGAAUAAUAAGAAAAUGUAAAUAAAACUUAUUAGGAUUAUACCACAGAAGAAAAAUUCUGGGUGCACUGGACUGUAAAGGAUUAAUACUCUUCAUCAAGCUGUAAUUUUUUGCAAAUGCUUGACACUUCAUAAUAAUUAUCUCUAAUUAGUAAAAAUAUAUGAU
This is a messenger RNA of Physella acuta, 1619 nucleotides long. Its product is annotated as serine/threonine-protein kinase 16-like. Gene Ontology annotation, molecular function: ATP binding; protein serine/threonine kinase activity. Gene Ontology annotation, biological process: protein phosphorylation. The record is from RefSeq and is a predicted model, not a curated record. Gene Ontology annotation, cellular component: cytoplasm; Golgi apparatus. Lineage: Eukaryota; Metazoa; Mollusca; Gastropoda; Physidae.